Molecule: messenger RNA, 2007 nt
Organism: Rhagoletis zephyria (snowberry fruit fly)
Lineage: Eukaryota; Metazoa; Arthropoda; Insecta; Diptera; Tephritidae
Source: RefSeq, a predicted model, not a curated record
AUGUUCCUGUUUAAACCAUCAACCGACAACUCGGACACCUACGACCCGGCCAAGGCGACAUCAAAGUACAAUGCGGUGAAAGAUGCAGUGUGGAAGAGCGGCGAAAAGGUGCCCUUCCUCGCCCUGGCUAAAACCUUUGCCGCCAUCGAGGAACACAGCGGUCGACUAAAGAGUAUUGAAAUUAUGAGCAACUACUUUUGCUCAGUGAUGCACCUCUCUCCGGAUGAUCUGGUCAAGUCCGUCUACAUGUGCCUCAACAAGGUGUGCCCUGACUAUGAGAACAUCGAGCUAGGAAUCGGCCCGGGCAUCCUUCACAAGGCACUUGCCGAGUCGACCGGCAAAACGCUGGCCCAAGUGAAGAAGGACAUUGCCUCACUGGGCGACAUUGGCCUUUAUGCGGAGAAAAGCAAAUCAAAUCAGAAGCUGCUGGUCAAACCAAAGCCGCUGACUGUGAGUGCCGUUUUUGACGCCUUCAAAACCAUCGCCAUGAUGACCGGCAACCAAGUUCAGAGCAAAAAGGUGGACAAAAUCAAAAGUCUAAUCACCUCGUCUUCGCCCAUUGAGUCACGUUUCAUCAUGCGUUCCCUGGCUGGAAAGAUGCGCAUUGGAUUGGGAGAAAAGUCGCUGCUGCAGGCUCUCACUCAGGCUUACUUGAUCUUCAAAGAUGAGAGUAACGCCAAGUUGGUCGGCUCUGACAAAUUCAAGGAGAAACUGGCCAAAAAGUCGCUGCUUCUCCAGACAGCCUACUGUGAAUGCCCGAAUUACGACAAAAUCAUUCCGACACUGAUGGAGCAUGGCCUGGAAAAUCUGUCAAAGUUUUGUUUCUUGACGCCGGGCAUUCCGCUGAAGCCAAUGCUGGCGCACCCGACCAAGGGAGUUCAGGACGUCCUGGAGCGACUUGAAGGCGCCAAGUUCACCUGCGAGUACAAGUACGACGGUGAGCGGGCGCAGAUUCACCUGAACGACGACAAGGACACCUACAUCUACAGCCGAAACCAGGAGAACAACACUGAAAAGUACCCUGACAUCGUCAAGCUGAUUCACGAGAUUGUCAGCCCCAAUGUGACCAACUUUAUCCUCGACUGUGAAGCGGUCGCCUUUGAUGUCUCCACCAAGCAGAUUCUGCCCUUCCAAGUGCUGAGCACUCGAAAGCGCAAGAACGUCGACGAAAGUGAGAUCACCGUUCGCGUCUGCCUCUUUGCCUUUGACCUGCUGUACCUGAACAGCGAGUCGCUGGUCACCAAGGAUCUCUCGGAGCGGCGAGAGCUGCUUCGCCAGAGCUUCAACGAGGUGGAGGGCAAGUUUAUGCUGGCCACCAGCAAGGACCUGAGCGACGUGGACGCCAUUCAGGAGUUCCUCGAGGAGUCGAUCAAGAGCAAGUGCGAGGGUUUGAUGAUCAAGACGCUGCACGACGACGCCACCUAUGAGAUCGCCAAGCGCUCCCGCAAGUGGCUCAAACUGAAGAAGGACUACCUGGAGGGCGUCGGCGACACGCUCGACCUGGUGCCCAUUGGCGCCUACCUGGGCAAGGGCAAGCGGACCGGCGUCUACGGGGGCUUCCUCCUCGCCUGCUACGACGAGGAGAGCGAGGAGUUUCAGAGCAUCUGCAAGAUUGGCACCGGCUUCACCGACGAGGACCUCAGCUCGCUGUCCGCCUCGCUGAAGGAGUCGCUGGUGGCGAAGCCCAAGUCCUACUUUCUCUUUGACGACUCGCUCAACCCUGACGUCUGGUUUGAGCCCUCGCAGGUGUGGGAGGUGAAGUGCGCCGACCUGUCCAUCUCACCGGUGCACCGCGCCGGCGUGGGCCUGCUCGACGACACCAAGGGCAUCUCACUGCGCUUCCCUCGCUUCAUCAAACUGCGCGAGGACAAGAAGCCCGAGGACGCCACCACGGCCAGCCAGGUGGUGGACAUGUACCGCAACCAGGAGAGUGUCAAGUCGGGAGACGGCGGGGCGGAGGCGGCGGGAACUGCGGGCUCGAAGGAGGACGAAAACGACUACUACUAA